AUGUUUCGAACGCGAACCAUCCUUCGCUGUCAACGCCAGCUCUCUCGCGCAUACGCGACUGCAGCUCCUCCCCAUGCCCUUGUAUUUCUUGAGCACCGUCAAGGAGUAAUUGAUUCGGGCUCUCUAUCUGCCUUGACAGCUGCAGAGCAGCUGGGUGGUCAGGUCUCCGCAUUGAUCAUUGGGGGAAAGGAUCAUGUUCAAGACGUCGUUCACACAGCGAAAAAACUCAAAGGCGUGACGUCCGUUUUGCAUUCCUCUUCCCCACAGUAUGUCCACCCUUUGCCGGAAACGCUAUCUCCGCUCUUGGAGAGCCUUCUGUCAAAGUCCUCAUCUUUCACCCACGUUGUCUCUGCCACUUCUUCUCUGGCAAAGUCCGUUCUGCCUCGUGUCGCAGCAAAGCUUGAUGUUCCAGCUAUUUCUGAGGUCACAUCCCUCUCACAUGAUAAGGCCAGCAACAGCACCACUUUUACUCGCCCAAUUUACGCAGGCAACGCCAUUGCCACUGUUAGGGCCCCCGCUUCCAUUCCGGUCAAGUUUUUCACCGUUCGAUCAACUGCCUUUUCUCCAGCCCAACUACAAGAAGGUGCUGAAGCGGAAGUCGUGGCGGUAAAUCCUGUGCAAGUCAACGACCCUGUUACUGAGCACAUCAAAACCACUAUUGCAAAGUCGGACCGUCCGGACCUUGGUGUUGCUACCCGCGUAGUGUCUGGAGGCAGAGCGUUGAAGAAUGCGGAGACCUUCGAAGCCACCCUUUAUCCCCUUGCCGACGUUUUGGGUGCAGCGGUUGGAGCGUCUCGCGCCGCAGUUGACGCAGGCUACGCCGACAAUUCUUUACAAGUCGGACAGACGGGCAAAGUCGUAGCACCGGAAUUGUACAUGGCUCUUGGUAUAUCAGGAGCAAUCCAACAUCUUGCGGGAAUGAAAGAUUCGAAACUGAUUGUUGCUGUAAACAAGGACCCUGACGCCCCUAUCUUCCAAGUAGCGGAUGUAGGGUUGGUAGCGGAUUUAUUCCAAGUUGUUCCCGAAUUGGUGAAAAAGUUGAAGACCUGAUAGCGACAUUCAAAAUGGAAUUUAUAAAUUU
Molecule: messenger RNA, 1081 nt
Organism: Laccaria bicolor S238N-H82
Lineage: Eukaryota; Fungi; Basidiomycota; Agaricomycetes; Agaricales; Hydnangiaceae
Exons: 3
Coding region: 1-1050 (349 amino acids)
Cellular component (GO): mitochondrion
Molecular function (GO): electron transfer activity; flavin adenine dinucleotide binding
Source: RefSeq, a predicted model, not a curated record